AUGGCGCCGCCUAUUCUAAUCGGAGGCCUUCAUGUAGACAGACGCCUUCACGACUUCAUUGAAAAGGAAGUCUUGACUCCCCCCGACGGUGUGGAGUCGUUAGGAAUCGAUAGUCAACGGUUCUGGAACGGCUUUGAGAAUGCCAUCCGUAGACUGCAACCAGUUUGUGAAUCAUUGCUACAGAAGAGAGAAUUCCUUCAAAGACGGAUCGAUCAUUAUCACCGCACAAAACGAAACGAAGCGUUCGAUCCUCUUGACUAUAAAGAGUUCCUCUACAAAAUUGGCUACCUCGUUGAUCAGGGAGAAGAUUUUCAAGUUCAAGUUCAAGAUGUUGAUCCUGAAAUUGCCACGAUGGCAGGUCCACAAUUAGUGGUCCCUCUCUCAAACCCCCGAUUCUCCCUUAAUGCUGUCAAUGCGCGAUGGGGGUCACUCUUCGACAGUCUUUAUGGUUCCGAUGUCAUUCCUCAGACGGGGGAACUCCAAGAGUCUUCCAGCUACAACCCAAAACGGGGCCAAGCUGUAAUUAAGCGCGCAUGCGAUUUUCUCGAUGCAACAUUCCCGAUGAGAAAAGGGAGCUACUGUUCAAUAAAAGGCGUGAAGUUGCAGCAUCAGAGCAACGGGUGCAUUCUAGAAUUCAUUCUGCCGUCUUCAGAAAUAACAGAGUUGGAAGACCCAACGCUUUUCGCUGGUUACUCCGGUGACAUUCAACCCAAUCAAGAAUCUCGAGCUGGUGGAUUUUCUAUUCUCCUUCGGCAUAACAACCUUCACGUUGAGCUUAUUUUCGAUCCACUCAAUGCCAAAGCCCAGUCUGAACAUCCGGCUGCCCUCAAGGACGUCCUUCUGGAGUCCGCGCUGUCGACAAUUCAAGAUUGCGAGGAUUCGGUCACUGCUGUUGAUGCUGAGGACAAGAUUCUUCUCUACAGAAAUUGGCUGGGACUCUGCCUUGGAACGUUGACAUGCGAAAUGCCAAAUAAAAAGAUUCGUUCGAUGAAUCCGGAUCGGGAGUUCUCGAGUCCUACUGGGAAUUCAUUGGUUCUGCCUGGCCGUAGUUUAAUGUUGAUACGCAACGUGGGACACCACAUGUUCACAGAUGCUGUCACCCAUGCUGUCACCGAUCAGCAAAUACCAGAAGGAUUUCUUGAUGCCUUUGUCACAUCAUUGAUCGGAUUGUAUGAUAUCAAAGGAUUGGGUCAGAAAAAGAAUUCGAGGAAAGGCACCAUUUAUAUCGUCAAGCCGAAACAGCAUGGACCUGAAGAAGUUGCCUUAACGAAUGAACUCCUCGGAAUGGUUGAACAAACUUUGGGACUUCCUCGCUAUACCAUCAAGCUUGGAUUGAUGGAUGAAGAACGAAGGACUUCAUUGAAUCUGAAAGCUUGUAUUCGUGAGGCGCAUCGUCGUACAAUAUUCAUUAAUACGGGAUUCCUGGAUCGAACCGGUGAUGAGAUUCACACAAGUUUCGAACUUGGGGCAUUCGAUCUUAAGGACAACUUGAAAUCCGGGGCGUGGAUCGAAGCCUAUGAGAAGCAAAACGUGCAAAUUGGGCUCCAAUGCGGGAUGUUUGGUCGUGGACAAAUUGGAAAAGGCAUGUGGGCUGAACCAGACGGAAUGAAAGCGAUGGUUGAUUCUAAAAUUAAGCAUCCAAAGGGCGGGGCUUCAACAGCGUGGGUCCCUUCGCCCAAAGCAGCAACAUUGCAUGCACUCCAUUACCAUCAAGUCCGAGUGCACGAGAUACAGAAGGAGUUGUUGAAAGUCUGUGGAGAGAAGAGCGGACAGAACGAGAGCCCCUUCCUUGACGCGUUACUACAGAUUCAAGUGGUUGCCGAUCGGUCAGCAUUUACAGCGCGGGCCAUUCAGAAGGAGUUAGACAACAAUGUGCAAGGGCUGUUGGGUUAUGUCGUGCGUUGGAUCGAUCAAGGAGUUGGGUGCUCUAAAGUUCCAAAUAUAGAUGGAGUUGGGCUCAUGGAAGAUCGCGCAACUUUAAGGAUCUCGUCACAACAUGUUGCGAACUGGUUGAGGCACGGUAUUGUUUCUGAAGGCCAAGUGUUCGACACGAUGCGUCAGAUGGCUGCCGUGGUCGAUCACCAGAAUAGCAAGGAUCCGCAGUAUCUGCCAAUGGAGCCUCAUCCAUUCACGAGUUUGGCGUAUCAAGCUGCUCUUGAUCUUGUCUUUCGAGGAGCAAGACAGCCUAAUGGAUAUACGGAAUAUAUUUUGCAUCAAAAAAGGCGAGAGGCAAAAAAACGUUGCAAUGGAGAUGAGGGGGAGGAAGAAGGGAGCUCGAUGCCAGGAGAAUCAUCCCGUUGGUGUAAAAUGUGA
This is a messenger RNA of Condylostylus longicornis, 2313 nucleotides long. Its product is annotated as malate synthase G-like. The transcript has 4 exons. Gene Ontology annotation, biological process: glyoxylate catabolic process; glyoxylate cycle. The coding region runs from base 1 to 2313 and encodes 770 amino acids. Gene Ontology annotation, cellular component: cytosol. The record is from RefSeq and is a predicted model, not a curated record. Gene Ontology annotation, molecular function: magnesium ion binding; malate synthase activity. Lineage: Eukaryota; Metazoa; Arthropoda; Insecta; Diptera; Dolichopodidae.